UGUCAUAUAGCCGGAAUAUAGCUGAGUGAGGCGUUGAACAAGAAACAAAUCAAAUCAAAUGUUGACCUUGUGCUGUGUACUAUCAGUUGUGCUCACGGUCAGUGUCCUGGUGAGAGCAGUUGUACCACCGCUGUAGUCACUGUGUACUUCACAUGGGAAUUUCUGUAGUUACUGAUAUAGUAAAGCCUUAUCAUCCUAACAUGACCUGGCUUUUCCUGUUUGGAAUUAUUACAGUUUACAAGUGCUCGGUGGUGACAGAUAGCAGCCCCCCCAACAACAUGGCAAAGGAAAACGGAAGCAGACCUAAAGAUAUUCCAUUGAUUGCGCAACCAGAAGAUGAGGCUGACGCCAAGACAGGACCAUCCCCCAUAGAUAAGCUGUCCCCUCAGACUCAAUUCAACCUGGACUCGAUGGUCGAAGUACUAGCGUCUGGAGAAGCCCGUCUUAUUAAAGAUGAAAUUGGACAGGUGCAAGUGGUCUACAAAGACACACGAAAUGUUCCCCUUCUGAGCUAUGUGGACAAGUCACGAAGCAAUGUUAUACAUGUAGCCAAGACUGACAAAGAUCGCCAGAAUCAGCUGACAGUGUGCUUACAAAUGAUAGACUUCAUCAAGACCAACAGGGCCCCGAAAGGUGUGGACUUUGAUCAGACAAAGACCAAACUCAGCUCAACUGGUAAAUACCGUGAAGGUCAUGAGUUCACCAAAGAGCUGAAGGACAUCCUUGGUAAGGGAGCCACUGCUGGAGAUAUAGUGGUUGUCAAGGACAACAAGACCGGCACCGAGCAUGCUCAGAAAACAGUGAUGAUUUCCGACUUCCGCACUGAAGAGGUUCGGGCAUGGGUGGAUCUAGGGGAGCUAACAAUGGAUGGAGAACCCUUGUGUCCAGCUCUGUACUGUUUCUACCUGCAAGAUAAUGAGAUCUUCUUCCACAUGGAAAAGCUGGAUAGAGCUAUAACCCUUCGAGAUGUUAUUGACAGUCAUAUGCAGAAGAUACGAGAGAAAGAGCCAAGUCUAGUCCGUCCCUUCUCGCUCUACAUCUGUCAUGGACUUCUGUCUGCUGUCAGUCUCAUCCACGGCAAGAACUGGACACAUCGAGAUCUGCACGGAGGAAACGUUAUGGUGCAGGAGACUGACCAAAAGCUGUCCCUGAAGGUGCUGGACUUUGGGAAGGCUAAUCCCCUGCAUGGGGAAUCUUAUGACCUGCGAGGGGAACAGGACGACAUCUACCAGGUCAUCCGUCUCUUCAGCGCCAUCUAUGUCGGAGACGAGUUUGAAAGUGCCAAGCACAUGAAAGACAGUUAUGGGCAAAGUGAGCUGAUUGCAACAUUAUCUGCAGAUGAUAAAACAGAGAUGUUUCAGCUGAUAGAUGCAUUAUUGAGUGUCGCUGAGAGUAAGAACAAAAUGGGUGAUGCCAUAAAGGAUAUAGAAACAAAGAUGAAGAGCACAGAUAUCGAUGACAUGCUGAAGAAAGUGGCAGCUCUUCUGUUCUGUGAAGCUGAUUACAAGUCCAUACAUGGCGACGACCUGGGAGUGAAGUCGGACGGGGGAGUGGAUGUUUGUGAUUCAGUCACUGAUCUGAGCGAGAGAGCUGCAAGCGUCCCUGAUGACUUCAUCAGCAAACUGCGUCUUGGGAUCAAUGUCCGAAACCUGUGCUAGAUAUUCACUGCUCAUGCCAUCGCCUGCAGGCUGGGAUUCCUGUCCUUCAACAAACUGAUGUCAAGAAGAAAAUAAUUAAAUGCAGCCAGGCUGCAGUAUUUCUUGACUACUUCAGUUAGAAUAGAAUCUUGUCUACUUGAAGUAGCCAAGGAAAAGUCACUGAAGGUGGCCACGUCCUGAGGCCAGGGAAAACGUUAAUGAAAAGAUCUUACCACUCAGACUGUUGUAACUCCCAUACUUUGAAAUAGACUAGUCAUAGCUCUAGUCAGUACUUGGAAGUCUAUGUUUCAAGAGUCACAGGUCAUUUAACAACAGUCAUAGGUCCAUGUUACAACAGUCAUAUUUCCUGUAACAACAGUCACAGGUCCAUGUUACAACAGUCAUAUUUCCUGUAACAACAGUCACAGGUCCUGUAACAAGUCAUAGGGUCUGUAACAAGUCAUAUUCUCAUAAUUCUUACAACGGUCAUAUGUCUAUGCUACAGCAGCCCUAGGACUAUGUAACAGCAGUCCUAGGACAUAAUGUUUGAUAUGCAUUACUUAGACGUUGACGGAUGACAAGGAAGACACGAU
Molecule: messenger RNA, 2230 nt
Organism: Haliotis rufescens (red abalone)
Lineage: Eukaryota; Metazoa; Mollusca; Gastropoda; Lepetellida; Haliotidae
Exons: 12
Coding region: 153-1658 (501 amino acids)
Biological process (GO): protein phosphorylation
Molecular function (GO): ATP binding; protein kinase activity
Source: RefSeq, a predicted model, not a curated record